Molecule: messenger RNA, 1113 nt
Organism: Kalmanozyma brasiliensis GHG001
Lineage: Eukaryota; Fungi; Basidiomycota; Ustilaginomycetes; Ustilaginales
Product: Phosphoesterase domain protein
Exons: 1
Coding region: 1-1113 (370 amino acids)
Molecular function (GO): hydrolase activity
Source: RefSeq, a predicted model, not a curated record
AUGCGUCUAAUCAUUCAAGGUCUGCUGGCGACAUGCCUAUACACGUCUUACCGCUACUACACCGGUACUGCCACCACCGCGCUCGACCACACAACGGGCAGCCUCACCACCUCUACGGCGCUCUCGGACGGCCGCGUACCCAUCUCGCGGCGUACAGUAGCAGUAGCCGACCUUCAUGGCGACCUUCCGCACGCUAUCAAUGUGCUAUCUAUGGCUUCGCUCGUCUCUCCUACCCAAAGCUCGUCCGCCUCGCAUCCGUACACCUGGAUCGGAGGCCACGACCAGCUCGUCUCGACAGGCGACAUCGUCGAUCGUGGAGACGACACCAUCGCGCUCUAUCGCCUCUUCCAGUCCCUUCGCAACCAAUCUGCUCUGGUCGGAGGCGAGGUCAAGCAAUGUUUGGGGAAUCACGAGGUGAUGAAUGCCCUGGGUGACUGGCGGUACGUGACGCGAGGGGAUGUGGACAGUUUUGGUGGGCCGCAGGCGAGGAGGAAAGCGAUGUCUGUGGACGGCUGGAUCGGGCAGGACUGGCUGAAGGGGUACAAUGUUACGCAGACCGUCUCGCUGCUACCGGCAAACCACCCGAGACUGCCAAGUGGAUACACGCCGCCCAAGGUCUCGUUCGUGCACGGAGGCAUCACACCCGAAUACGCCGAGCGAGGCGUGGACUACAUCAACAAGAUCGGACAUGGUUUCUUACUCAAGGCGCUUUCCGCACUCAACUCAAAUCACACCACUGAGGAAGAGGCAUUGUGGUCGUCAGAUGGCCCGCUGUGGUAUCGCGGAUAUGCUACCGACUCGAACAACAUGGCGUGUCAGAAUGCGGAGAAAGCAAGUAAGACCCUAGGCGUUAGGCAUCUGGUCAUGGGCCACACGCCGCACAUGGACGGCUUCGUCACUCGGUGCGACAACAAAGUGCUGCUCAUCGACACGGGGAUAUCCAGAGCCUACGGGGGCGAGCAGAGCGCCUUGGUGAUCGAUUUCGAUCUCGUACCGACUAAAGGCGAGAGGGAUGGACGAAAGAGGUGGGUCGAGAAGGAGACUCUCACUGCACUUUACCGAGGGAGACGGGCGAAAGUUCUCGCUUCCACAGAGACCGAGCUCUGGCUCUGA